Drosophila ficusphila is the source of this 982-nucleotide messenger RNA. Its product is annotated as enhancer of split mbeta protein. Gene Ontology annotation, biological process: regulation of transcription by RNA polymerase II; anterior/posterior pattern specification; regulation of neurogenesis. The record is from RefSeq and is a predicted model, not a curated record. Gene Ontology annotation, cellular component: nucleus. The transcript has 2 exons. Gene Ontology annotation, molecular function: RNA polymerase II cis-regulatory region sequence-specific DNA binding; protein dimerization activity; DNA-binding transcription factor activity, RNA polymerase II-specific. NCBI's taxonomy places the organism in Eukaryota, Metazoa, Arthropoda, Insecta, Diptera, Drosophilidae. The coding region runs from base 415 to 879 and encodes 154 amino acids.
UGUACGUGUGGCUUGUUGGAUAUCGCCAAUUUUCCUUAUGCAAUUGACCACCCAAGUACCAUCUCUUCUUAUUCCAAGUCAUAGGCAAAAUGAGUAAGCGAAAACCGGAAACCAAUUUUGCCAUCGUCACUUUUCCUCAAUGAAGCAAGCAUGUGCAAAAGUUUACUGGGUUGACUUCGCUGCUUUGGUCGCAGAAGCUGCAAGAAAUCGGAGAAGCUAAGUGCAAAAUUAAAUAAUUAAGUGCAUGACGACUAUUGAAUACCUCGCUGCACUUGAUAUGUAUAAAGCAUUCGCCGGAGAAAGAAAAAAAUACAUAUGGUUUUAUAUUAUCAUAAAGUCAUAAAAUUCAAUAAAUAAAUAACUAUUUUACUUUAACAUAAAUACAAUUUUUAACUAAAUCUUCUUAUUAUUUUCAUGCCAAAAACAAUAUACCCUGAACUCCACUGCCGAGGGAAUGUCAAAGCUGAAGCUGCUCUAUCUUGCAGAUCCAUUCAGUCGCUCAAGACCCGGCUUACUAUUUGGAGGCAAGGAAUCCGACUUACGAUGUCAAGUCUCAGGGAUCAGGAGUGCCAAGGCCUGAAGGAGGGAGCCAUGUCGCGGACUUAUCAGUAUCGCAAAGUGAUGAAACCUCUGCUGGAGAGAAAGAGAAGGGCGCGAAUCAACCGCUGCCUGGAGGAGCUGAAGAACCUGCUCAAGGAGAUGACCUACAUGGACGCCGAGGCCUUGGCCAAACUAGAGAAAGCAGACAUCCUGGAAUUGACCGUUCACCAACUGCACAGACAGCGCAAUAUCGCCGCCACGCCCAUCUCAUCACCCGCCCCCAAAACCAUCGAGUUGCGAAUGAGCGUUAUUGGUCUGGUUUUCAACAGUGUACAUUAGAAGUUUCCCGAUUUUUGCAUCGCAACGAUUGUUUAAUCAACUCCAGAUUCCUUGAGGGAAUGGAGCAGUUUGUGCCAUCCAAACGUCGAGUAUGGAGACCUUG